AUGGAGGCUGGGGUGCUGGGUGGCUCAAGGGGCCCCCACCGCCUUUGCUGCUUGAGUGGGGCCCCUCAGCAGGAGGCCCCCCUCCCCCCAGCAGCAGCAGCAGCAGCAGCAGCAGCAGCAGCACGAGCAGCAGGAGCAGCAGCAGCAGCAGUGACAACAGCAGCAUUGACAGGACUGGGAGGAGAACACCAGCGACAGCAGCAGCAGCAGCAGCAACGGCAACAGCAGCAACAGCAGCAGCAGCAGCAGCAGCAGCAACAGCAACACUCUGUUCUUUCUCUAUUGAUAGAGAAGCUGUACCCAUCCUCUGAUUCCACCGCAGCAGCAGCAGCAGCAGCAGCAGCAGCAUCAGCAGCAGCAGCAGCAGCAGCAGCAGGACGAGAGGGGCCCCUAGGGGGGGGGGCCCCCCAGGGGGGCCCCCAGGGGGGCCCCCAUGGGGGCCCCCUAGAAGGGGAAAGUGAGGGGUGGAGACAGUCAACAGAGAAUGCAGGCGAAGGAGAUGCUGCUGCUGCUGCAGCAGCAGCAGCAGGAGCAGGAGAAGCAGCAGCAGCAGCAGCAGCAGCAGCAGCAGCAGCAGCAGCAGCAGAAGAUGAUGAGGAGUUUGGUGGUUUAGGUAUUUCUUUGUUUGCUCGUGUCUGCGAUGCUUUUGCUGCUGCAUUAGAUACCUUUCAGGGUCGGUUUGUGUCUCCUCACUAUCUUGCUGCUUCUUCUCGUUCUUCUUACCUGCAGCUGCAGCAGCAACUCAGCAGCAGCAGCAGCAGCAGCAGCAGCAGCGAGAGCAGCAGCGACAGCAGCAGUGAGAGACGAAGAGGUAUUCCGCAGAAGGCUGAUGUGGGUUUGCUGCUGCAGCAAGUAAAGGAGGGGCUGUGGCAGCAGCUGCUGCUGCUGCUGCAGCAGCGGUAUAAUAGAGGUUAUCGUGCUGCUGCAGCAACCAGCAGCAACACGCGGCGUUUGCUGCUGUCUGCUGUUGUGCGUCUGGUGGAGUCUUCGCGUUUUCUAUGGGAGGAUGAGGAAGAGCAGCAGCAGCAGCAGCAGCAGCAGCAGCAGCAGUUGCUGCUGCACACUGCAGCAGCAGUAGCAGCAGCAGAAGGCGCAGGAGAUGAAAGAGCAUUGCUGCAGCAACUGCAGCAGCAGCAGCAGCAGCAGCAGCAGUCUUUGUCUUUGUGUCUGCAGCAGAUGAUGUUAAAAAUACAAAGACAGGAGACAUACUCUGUGCUGCUGCCGCGUGUGCUGCUGCUGUUUGCUUCUGGUCGUUUGAUUCAUACUUUGCUGCUGCAGCAGCAGCUGCUGCUGCUGCAGCAAUGGAGACAGAUAGAUGCAGCAACACAAAUAGGCUGGGACCCUGUCUUUCUCUGUCUCCUUAAGAGAGGAUGUAAAUAUGGGUGGUGUGUGGGGUCACCUCUCUGCUGCUUGCUGCGGCCGUUGCUGCCGCUGCUGCUGCAGCUAGCGAUGAAGACAUUCGACUGCAGCAGCAGAACUGCUGCUGCAGCACAGCAGCAAAUGCGAAACACUGCUGCACCUGUUGCUGCUGAACUGUCUCCUUUGCUGCUGCGGAGACUGGAGACACCUAAACUUAUCGCCAAAAUACUCGUGCUGCUGCUUGAACCCAGCAGCAGCAGCAGCAGCAGCAGCAGCAGCAGCAGCAGCAGCAGCAGCAAAUUGGAUUUAUCAGAAGCAGAAGCACUUGCAAAAGCUGCUGCAGAAGCUGCAGCAAAAGUAGAAAGAGCAACAACAACAACAGCAGCAGCAGCAGCAACAGCAACAGCAGCAGCAGCAGAAUCACCAGACACACCGUCUCCCGCAUCAUCAGCAGCAGCACCAACCCCACCACCAGCACCAACACCAGCAGCAGCAGCAGCAGCAGCAGCAGCAGGAGCAGCAGGAGAGGAGACAGCAUUUGAGCUGCUGGAGGUGUUAAUAAAAACUAUAUCUCCGUGGGUGCACCCACAAACGGAGACACAUAGAGGGACAGUACACAUAGCGAGUUUUAUUGUCUCCUUUAUUUUUUCAUUUAUAAAAAGAGUACAAAGAGAGAGACUAGGAGACAGCAUCACUGCAGCAGGAUGCGGCAAGCAUGUCAACGGCUGCUGCGCCCUGCUGCAGCAGCAGCAGCAGCAGCAGCUGCAGCAGCAGCAGCAGCAGCAGCAGCAGCAGCAGCAGAGAGAGCUGAUGGAAGAUCCAAACGCUCCAGUCCCAGAUAGUGUAUUUGGGUAUGAUAUAAACAUCGAGUAUGAAUCAGGAAAAAGAGGAAAAACAGCAGCAGCAGCAGCAGCACCUGCUGCUGCUGCUGCUGCUGCUGCUGCUGCUGCUGCUGCUGAGGAAUCAUGGGCAAAGAGACUGCAGCAAGAUGUCUCCUUUCAGAGACAGCUGAUAGAACAGCGAGCAGCAGCUUCUUCUUUUCUUCCUUCUUUUGCGCAUGCAUGGAUACAAAAAGUUCUUAAUCUUAUUGAAGUCUCAUCGAAACCAGAUGAGAAGGGUGGUGGUUUGAUGGGUCGUGUAGACCGGGGUACUCACCUGGCUCUGCGUGCAGCAUCGCAGUGUAUAUGCAGCCAGCUGAGCGAGGAGACAGCAGAAAAAAUAAUAAAUAUAUUUGUCUCCUUUUGUAGAACACCGCACACCGACGGUGUACGCUUAGCUGCUGUCUUGUCUUCUUCUUUGUCUGCUGCUGCACCGCAGCUGCUGCUGCCGCAGCUGCUGCACCUCACGCAGCAGCAACUCUUAGAAAACCCUCCCCCACACCCCCACCAGCAGCAGCAGCAGCAGCAGCAGCAGCAGCAGCAGCAGCAGCAGCAGCAGCAGCAGCAGCAGGAGGAGAUGCAAGAAAGUACACAAGAGGAAACAGCAGCAGCAGCAGCAACAGCAGCAGCAGCAGCAACAGCAGCAACAGCAGCAACUGCACUUGGAGGCCUCGAUGAGCUGCUUGCUCUGCCUGCGGAUUUCUUGGGUCCCUUGACGGAGGAGGAGGAGUCUCCUGCUGCUGCUGCAGCAGCAGCAGCAGCAGCAGGAGCAGCAGGAGGAGCAGCAGCAGGAGCAGCAGCAGCACGAACAGCAGGAGAAGCAGCAGGAAUAGAAGAGAGCAGCAGCAAGACACGAGCUCGUCUAUGUAGAGCCUUUACUCUGUCUAGGCUGCUAGCCAAAGCAGCAGCAGCGCAGCAGACUGAUGACAGAGCAAAGAGAGUCCCCAUGUGCGAGCUUAAUGCUGCUGCUAGCGCGAACGAAGCUGCCGCUGCUGGAGGGGCCUUUGCUGCAGAGUAA
Molecule: messenger RNA, 3255 nt
Organism: Eimeria mitis
Lineage: Eukaryota; Apicomplexa; Conoidasida; Eucoccidiorida; Eimeriidae
Exons: 8
Coding region: 1-3255 (1084 amino acids)
Biological process (GO): regulation of transcription by RNA polymerase II
Cellular component (GO): nucleus
Molecular function (GO): transcription cis-regulatory region binding
Source: RefSeq, a predicted model, not a curated record